Messenger RNA from Myxocyprinus asiaticus (Chinese sucker), 1049 nucleotides. RefSeq names its product proteasome subunit alpha type-2-like. The record is from RefSeq and is a predicted model, not a curated record. The transcript has 8 exons. Gene Ontology annotation, cellular component: proteasome core complex, alpha-subunit complex; proteasome core complex. NCBI's taxonomy places the organism in Eukaryota, Metazoa, Chordata, Actinopteri, Cypriniformes, Catostomidae. Gene Ontology annotation, biological process: ubiquitin-dependent protein catabolic process. Bases 51 to 755 code for a protein of 234 amino acids.
GAUCAAUUAAACACGUGACGUCACUUCCCUAACAGACACAGAACACAGCCAUGGCAGAUAGAGGGUAUAGUUUCUCUCUCACCACUUUCAGCCCUUCAGGGAAGUUGGUCCAGAUUGAGUAUGCUCUGGCAGCUGUGGCGGCUGGUGCCCCUUCAGUGGGAAUAAAAGCUGCAAAUGGUGUUGUUCUGGCAACGGAAAAGAAACAGAAAUCCAUACUGUAUGAUGAGCAAAGUGUCCACAAAGUAGAGCCCAUAACCAAACACAUUGGUAUUGUCUACAGUGGCAUGGGUCCAGACUACAGGGUUCUUGUGAGAAGGGCACGAAAGCUGGCACAGCAAUACUUUCUGGUCUAUCAAGAGCCUAUUCCUACAGGCCAGCUUGUUCAGAGGGUGGCCUCUGUUAUGCAGGAGUACACACAAUCAGGAGGAGUUCGGCCAUUUGGGGUGUCCCUCCUGAUUGCUGGCUGGGAUGAAGACCGCCCAUACCUAUUCCAGUCUGACCCUUCUGGUGCAUACUUUGCAUGGAAAGCCACAGCGAUGGGGAAGAACUAUGUGAAUGGGAAAACGUUCCUUGAAAAAAGAUAUAAUGAGGAUCUUGAGCUGGAAGAUGCAAUUCACACAGCUAUUCUGACUCUUAAGGAAAGCUUUGAAGGUCAGAUGACCGAAGACAACAUUGAGAUCGGAAUCUGCAAUGAAGCGGGAUUUAGGCGAUUGACCCCAGCGGAGAUCAAAGACUAUCUUGCCGCCAUUGUUUAAAAUAAGCUUUUUUUGCAAGUUGUUGCCGAUUAAACACUGUUUAUCUUGAUGUCUGCAUUUGCACAGCUUCAUUAGUACUUAUUCAUGAGUUUGAGGAAUGGAAUUGAAAGUUGUAUUGUUUAUAUUUUGUGUUUCUUUCUUACUGAAGGAAAGAAUAAACCACUCUUUUGAAAUCCUGUUUAAAGUUUCCAUUUGUGCUGUUGAAGAGCGUUUUACAUUUGUCAAAAUACAAGCCAAAUGUGACUAUGCAGCAAACAGCAAAAAAUAAUUAAAUAUUGCAAGGACACUUAAGUC